CUAAGCAAGGCCUUCAGGACUGGCUCUGUGGAACAGAAGAAGCAGCAGCUGUCCAUCAGGCCUCCCAUGGCCCAGAGGGAGCGUCCCCCCAAGACUGGAAAUGGAGGGGGCAGCUACUGGCAGACAUGUUGGCAACUCUGGGCAGACCAGGAGGUGCCUGCGGCUGCCUGGAGGCACAGGGGCCUAGGCCCAAAGGCCCCCACCACAGGGACCUGGUAUCCCGGGCACCACCUGCCUGCAGCUUGCAACUCCCACCUUUGGGCUCUGCUUGGCGACCUUGCGACUCCUGCACACGGAUGGACCCAGCCAAGCCCGUCACCUCUAGCCAAGCCAGCCUACGGAUCUCCUGGACUCCGUGGGGGCAGUUGUGCGAGACACCAAGGUUCAGAGGAUGCUGAUGAAGGCGCCAGGCACACUGUCGCCAGGGGAAACCCCAUCAGACUCCUGACCCUACUUCCUUGGGCUCAGACAUCCCCAUCAAGCCUGGAAACGGCGCAGGCCCAGAAACCUAGUCCAGAAGUUACCCCCAGGAAACCCACGGCCCCCCAGGCACUCUCUUUCAUAGGAAGCUUAGGGUCCAGCCCCAGAGAGAAUGAUCACAAUGGACUUCUGUUCAAGAAGAAGGCAAGACAGGAAGUGACUAAGUGUGAGGUGACACAGCAAGAGGUCAUAUGAUGAAACCAGCAGGGGUUUGACAACGCGGGACUGUUCUUCC
Lontra canadensis (Northern American river otter) is the source of this 715-nucleotide messenger RNA. RefSeq lists its product as uncharacterized. The transcript has 5 exons. Lineage: Eukaryota; Metazoa; Chordata; Mammalia; Carnivora; Mustelidae. The coding region runs from base 67 to 675 and encodes 202 amino acids. The record is from RefSeq and is a predicted model, not a curated record.